AUGGUUCUAAAAAUUGAACCGGACCGCCCGGACCCCCUCCCCCCAAACCAAAAGUCCAACACUCCCACUCAUCUCCUCUCAUCUCUUUCUCAAAAAAUCAAAGUUGAAAGAACAGAUGGAAACCCUAACGGACUAGCCGCGCACCCACCGCAACCACCGCAGCCCCACAACCCCGCGGAACCCACAGACACUGGAUCUCCUCUGCUCGAGCGUGCUUUCUCUCUGUUCGCCGGUGUCGCACCGUGGAAGCUCCGUCGCCGUCGCAGGAGCUGUGUCGCCAUCGUAGGAAGCUCCGUCACCGUCCUAGGAAGCUGUGUCGCCGUUGUAGGAAGCUCCCUCGCCGUCGCGUGGAAGCUCUGUGGCCAUCACCGUCUCUCCUGUUCAAGCGCUCUCUCUCUCUGUGUUCGCCGGUGUGGCCGUGUCCUUUGUCGUCGCCGUCACUCCCCUUCCUCCUCGCUGCCGGGAAGCAGUAAGCACUCUGACUCUCUGAGUGUUGAUGCAGCUGCUGUGAGGAAGGAAAUUUCAGAUGAAACAGAUCGCAUAACUGGGAAGACGAAACAAAUUUCUAACAUUCCAAUUCAACUCAGCAUUUAUUCGCCACAUGUUGUAAACUUAACCCUUAUAGAUCUUCCUGGGUUGACAAAGGUUGCAGUAGGUAAACCUCAAAAUAGGCCCGCUUGCUCCUCCUUCACCAACCGAAUCUCCAUUCAGUUUCCUCUUCGUCUCUGUUCGAAGUUGGAAGCCUUUGCACACUCUGCAACUUCAAGCGCAUACUCUGCAAUUUCAAUGCUCACAAGAAGAAAAAUCCUCAAUUUAUUCUCAACCCAAUUCGCUUCUCACCAAUUCAAUGCAGUUUCGAAGUUGUCACGAGUUCCUUCGCACCCUUAUUCUGAAAUCCACAAAACCCUAAACCCCUUUAGGGUUUUUCUUUUGUGUGCAUGGAAUUCGACGCAGGCAUCGAAAUUUCCCGAAUACGAGAUGCCAUCGGUGACGUGGGGUGUGAUUCAAGGUCGCAAGGAGAAGCUGGUAUCGCGGGUCAUCGUAUUCGACUUCCUCAGGGGUUUGGGAAUCGUCCCUGACGAGUUGCAGGACCUUGAGCUACCUUCGACAGUUGAAGUCAUGAGGGAGCGCGUGGAGUUCCUCCAGAAACUAGGGCUAACAAUUGAUGACAUCAACGAUUACCCUUUGAUGUUGGGAUGCAGUGUGAGGAAGAACAUAAUUCCUGUUUUGGGGUACUUGGAAAAAAUUGGGAUUUCAAGAUCCAAACUUGGGGGAUUCAUUAAGAGCUACCCGCAGGUAUUGCAUGCUAGUGUGAUUGUUGAGCUUGUCCCUGUUGUGAAGUUCCUUAGGGGACUUGAUGUGGAGAGGGAGGAUAUUGGGUAUGUGUUGCAGAAGUACCCUGAACUUCUAGGGUUCAAGCUUGAGGGUACUAUGAGUACAUCAGUGGCUUAUCUUGUUAGUAUUGGGGUUAAUCCUAGGGAUAUUGGUCCCAUGGUGACUCAGUAUCCUUAUUUUUUGGGGAUGAGAGUUGGGACUAUGAUCAAGCCUUUUAUUGAUUACUUAGUCUCUUUGGGACUGCCAAAGAAGAUUUUGGCUAAGAUGUUGGAGAAGAGGACCUAUUUGCUUGGAUAUGAUCUUGAAGAGACUAUCAAGCCAAAUGUGGAUUGUUUGAUUAGCUUUGGGAUAGGGAGGGAGUGUUUGCCUUCGGUUAUUGCACAGUAUCCUCAGAUUCUUGGAUUGCCCCUCAAAGCCAAGUUGUCUUCGCAGCAGUACUUCUUCAGUUUAAAGCUUAAGAUUGAUCCUGAAGGUUUUGCGCGAGUCGUGGAGAAGAUGCCGCAGGUGGUUAGCCUUCACCAAAACGUGAUCAUGAAGCCGGUCGAGUUCCUCCUCGGAAGGGCUAUAGCACUGCAUGAUGUGGCUAGCAUGGUGGUCAAGUGUCCGCAGUUAGUAGCACUGAGAGUGGAGCUCAUGAAGAACAGUUUUUACUUCUUUAAGAGUGAGAUGGGAAGACCACUGAAAGAGCUUGUAGAGUUCCCUGAAUACUUUACUUACAGUCUGGAGUCUAGGGUCAAACCAAGAUACCAAAGGCUAAAGAGCAAGGGGAUAAGGUGUUCAUUGAAUUGGAUGCUGAAUUGUAGUGACCAGAGAUUUGAAGAGAGGUUGCAGGGUAAUUAUAUUGAGACUGAAAGUAUAGGUCCGACAUUUUUAAUGGGUGGAAAAUUGAACCUGCCAGGUAAUGCAAUUCUUUCAGAUGAGGAAGAGGAGAGUGAUGAUGAAGUACUAUACCGAAGAACUGUUUCUUUAUAGAACAAUUUUUCGUUCUUUUUUUUUCCCGGUUAUAUACUGAUGAAACCAUUACAAGACAUAGUUGUCAUCUAUUUUGCUCUCAACUUCUAUGAAAAUUAUGUCUUGUUUUGAAUUUUCAAAAUGUUGUAAGAUUCCUUAAUUAUUUAGUAACACUGCCAUAAAGACAUAAUUUUGUAGGUCU
Molecule: messenger RNA, 2488 nt
Organism: Arachis ipaensis
Lineage: Eukaryota; Viridiplantae; Streptophyta; Magnoliopsida; Fabales; Fabaceae
Source: RefSeq, a predicted model, not a curated record